GUUGUGUACUAGUAGUGGUCUAGUAGUAGUAGUAGUCACUCGUCCUGCCUGUUUCCUUCAUCCUUCCCACCCCCGCCACCCACCUUGAAUUUCCUCCCCGCACGUCACCACCAUCUCCUCCUCCUGGGGAUUCUCUUUUCCUUUGGCCAAUUUUUUCCUCUUUUCUCUCUUCCUUUACUUCUUUACUUUCCCCUCUACAUUUCUAUCCUCACCCCCUAAAUCUCCCCCAAGUGACGCGAGUUCAAGUAGCUCAUCGUCGACUUCUCUUGGUUUCUAGCUUGUUGGAGCUUCCUCCGCACCCGCUUUCUAGCACUUACACAGCUACACAGCUCUACAGUGCACAAUGGCGAGUGAAGACAACGGUCAAGAUCCUCCCAAGCGAGAUGUUCGCAACCAUCUGCUCUUUGAGAUUGCAACAGAGGUUGCCAAUCGCGUGGGAGGUAUCUAUUCCGUCCUCAAGUCCAAAGCUCCAGUUACCACCGCCGAGUAUGGGGAAAGAUACACGCUGAUCGGCCCGCUCAAUCGGGCCUCUGCAGCUGUGGAGGUCGAGGAGCUGACUCCCUCGAACCCGCGACUGAUUGAGACCAUCCAGUCCAUGAAAGAGCGUGGUAUUGAGAUUGUCUAUGGCCGUUGGCUGAUUGAAGGUGCGCCCCGUGUGCUUCUCAUCGACACUUCAACCGGAUACAAGUACUUGGACGAGUGGAAAGGCGAUCUGUGGAACACCGCUGGUAUUCCCUCUCCUGCGGGAGAUACAGAGACGAAUGAGACCAUUGUGUUUGGUUACCUGGUGGCCUGGUUCCUCGGUGAAUUCAUUGCACACGAGCGCAAGAAAGCAGUCGUGGCGCAUUUCCACGAGUGGCUUGCGGGCGUUGCUCUUCCCCUGACAAAGCGGCGCCAUAUGGACCUCACCACGAUUUUCACCACUCACGCUACACUGCUCGGUCGCUACCUAUGCGCAGGCUCGGUAGACUUCUACAACAACCUGCAGCACUUUGACGUGGAUGCAGAGGCGGGCAAGCGCGGCAUCUACCAUCGAUACUGUAUCGAGCGAGCUGCUGCGCACACAGCCGAUGUCUUCACAACCGUUUCGCACAUCACUGCUUUUGAAAGUGAGCACUUGCUCAAGCGGAAGCCGGAUGGGGUGCUACCAAACGGCUUGAAUGUAAAGAAGUUCUCAGCGGUGCACGAGUUUCAGAACCUGCACUCGCAGUCAAAGGAGAAGAUCAACGACUUUGUUCGGGGCCAUUUUUACGGGCACAACGACUUCGAUCUAGACAACACUCUGUAUGUGUUUACCGCUGGUCGUUAUGAGUUCCGCAACAAAGGUGUGGAUAUGUUCAUCGAGAGCUUGGCACGUCUCAACCACCGCCUGAAAUCCAGUGGAUCGAAGACAACAGUCGUUGCGUUCAUCAUCAUGCCUGCCCAGACCUCCUCACUUACUGUGGAGUCGCUGAAAGGCCAAGCUGUCGUGAAGUCGCUUCGAGAGACAAUCCACAACAUUGAGCAGGGCAUUGGAAAGCGUAUGUAUGAGCGUUCCUUGGCAUGGAAGGAGGGUGACAACAUGCCGGAUGAGAAGGACUUGAUCACUAGCCAAGAUCGCGUCCUGCUGCGCCGUCGGUUGUUUGCCAUGAAACGCCACGGCCUGCCACCUAUUGUUACCCACAACAUGGUCAACGACCAUGAAGACCCAAUUCUGAACCAGAUCCGUCGGGUGCAAUUAUUUAACCACUCCUCGGACCGGGUUAAAGUGGUCUUCCACCCCGAGUUUUUGAACUCAUCGAACCCAGUGCUUCCGCUUGACUAUGAUGACUUUGUGCGCGGCACCCACCUUGGAGUUUUCCCGUCUUACUAUGAGCCGUGGGGAUACACUCCAGCCGAGUGUACCGUGAUGGGAGUCCCUAGCAUCACCACCAACCUUUCUGGUUUCGGCUGCUACAUGGAGGAAUUGAUUGAGAACUCGUCCGAUUAUGGUAUCUAUAUCGUGGACCGUCGGAUGAAAGGGGUGGAUGACUCUGUGAAUCAGCUUACAGACUUUAUGUUCAACUUCACUCAGAAGAGCCGGCGGCAACGGAUCAACCAGAGGAACCGGACCGAGAGACUGAGCGAUCUUUUGGACUGGAAGCGGAUGGGACUGGAAUAUGUCAAAGCCCGACAACUUGCUUUGCGCAGAGCGUACCCUUCGUCAUUUGGAAACGGUGAUGACGUUUACGAUAUCAUCGGAGGCACAGAGCAGAAGAUCUCGCGCCCUCUAUCUGUUCCCGGUUCUCCCAGAGAUCGUUCCGGCAUGAUGACGCCUGGGGAUUUUGCCUCGCUUCAGGAGGUGAAGGAAGGGCUCAGCACGGAGGACUACGUCGCCUGGCGACUCCCGACCAGCGAGGAAGAAGAGCCAGAUGACCACUACUUCCCUCUCACCCUCAGAACGAAGAAAGCUGGCGACCGGCCUGCCUCCCCCCUCGACCGGCUUUCGGUGAACGGUGAUGCAUGAUUGACUGUCCAUACGAUACCAACAGACCCAAAUUCCUUACCUCUUGAUGUGAAGCCUAUUGUUAUGUAGUUGUUGCAUUUUCUGCGGUUCUUUUGUUCGUCCAAGCAUGCUUGCAGUUUUGACUUACGUCGACUUUUCCCAAUUUGUAGUCCUGGUAAAGCGAAUCGUUACAUUGCCGCGUGAGAUUACAGUCUUGCCUGUCCGUACGGUCUGGUGUCUCCAGCUUGGUUCUUUAGUCCCUUAUCUGAUAUUGAUUAGUUCCCUUUUCCGUUAUGCCUCUUGUACAUUUCCCCCCACUCACAGAUUGAACAUGGGAUACUCGAAUGCUUGAACCACUUUGUGUAUAGCAGGUUUCUGUAAUAUAAUCUGGUGCUAGCCAUGCAGGUGGGCUUGUCCACUGAGCGUACAAGUAAG
This is a messenger RNA of Aspergillus saccharolyticus JOP 1030-1, 2899 nucleotides long. Its product is annotated as glycogen [starch] synthase. Gene Ontology annotation, cellular component: cytoplasm. The transcript is spliced from 4 exons. Bases 344 to 2485 code for a protein of 713 amino acids. Gene Ontology annotation, molecular function: alpha-1,4-glucan glucosyltransferase (UDP-glucose donor) activity. Gene Ontology annotation, biological process: glycogen biosynthetic process. NCBI's taxonomy places the organism in Eukaryota, Fungi, Ascomycota, Eurotiomycetes, Eurotiales, Aspergillaceae. The record is from RefSeq and is a predicted model, not a curated record.